AUGGAAGUGCCAGCCAUCGAACGUGUUUCCAAUGAGAUAUGGAACAGCAUUUUGAAGGAGAUCGACUCCGAUAAUAAUCGGGCGUGCACAGUCGAUGAACGAAGAUUCCUCAGCGUCGAGAGUUUUGACUCUCCUCCCGCGGAGAGCAACGACUCUGUGGACACUAUCUGCAAGUUUAGGAGACUUGGAAGGCGAUUCGCAGAACUUGGUGCACCGUUCCUGUUCAGUCGCAUCACAACGAGAUUCUCGCACAAAGGUCUGGACCGCCUGAAGCAGUUGGCAGAGUGGGAUCAUCUGGCCUGCUAUGUGAGGAAAUUCAGUUACCUAGUGCCAUACUUCUUCGAGGGUGGUCGAGAUCAUGAAUCCAUCGAGACCCGAUUGCGGGGAUCAAGGCUACGCGAAUCGACAGUGCACAUCCUGGAGCAAAAGGCUGUGGCUCAACGAGAGAUUUGCUAUUUUCAGAAGGAUUUUCUUAUCCUCAAAACAGCCAUCGCGAGCUUCACGAGGCUUCAGUUGAUACAACUACUCCGGGUCACUGAUGAAGAGGAUCGCGCACUACUCGGCUUCUUGCAGAGAUUUCCAGGUCACCGGGACUAUGUAAAUCUCGACUGGACGACGGGCUGCUCGCACGCAGCGCGGACCAUUGGCGCUGCUCUGCUGGAGUCAGGCAAUCGAUCGUGGUCUAGAUUUUCCUCGCCAAUGCUGAGUCCCGCAAGCGCACAACUCUUACGCUUAAUGCCUCCGAGUAUACUGACAGCUUUCGCAGAGCGGCUCACUUGUCUGACUCUCCACUUCGACGACAGCGAUGAUCUGGACUCUGACAUGCAUGACCUCCGAGAAUGCUUUCACCUGGUCUUCAGCCGAGCGCAGAAUCUACAGGUGCUGCACCUCGGCUUUCCGUGCCAUCGACCUCUGACGCUUGGUUUGGAAGAUGUUUUCCAAUCUGUGACUUGGAACAAACUACACGCCUUUGGUGUGCAAGCAUGGAUUCUGCAUGCGCAUGAAAUUAUUGCCUUUGUGCGACGACACAAAAAUCUCAAGGGUCUCAGGUUGCGAGAUGUACACCUCCGGGACGGGAGCAUGUGGAAAGACGUCCUCGCUGUCCUAAGAAAUGAGCUACCUCGACUUCAAUGGGUUAGCUUAAGAAGGAUUGGAUAUCUACCCUUUCGGCUCCCUCAAGGCAUCGGAUCUGAGAUCCCAGACGACUUUCUCGCGGGCAGGCUGGACAGCGACGAGGAUGAUCAUGAUGAUCAUGAUGACGACGACGAAGACGAUGAUUCGACAGAUCCUGGUGUUGGCCUACAAUCAGAAGCUAUGACUUUACCCGAUGACGGUGAAAGCGAAUCGCCAUCCGACAAUGAGAAUGACGAUGACGAUGAUGAUGACGACAACAGCCGGCUGGAUUUCCCUGGUCUUGAUGCUGAUGGGGCGAAGUCAACCGUUCAAAGAUGCAAUUGCGACGGCCAGGUGCAUUUGGAAUCUGCGGAAAGCCUAAACGAUGAUGGGAUACAGCCGGACAAUGCUACUCGAAAGAAGUGGGAAAGAUGGGUACUCAAGCGCUGCCUGAUACACGGUUCAUGA
Messenger RNA from Dissoconium aciculare CBS 342.82, 1581 nucleotides. RefSeq lists its product as uncharacterized. The coding region runs from base 1 to 1581 and encodes 526 amino acids. The transcript has 2 exons. The record is from RefSeq and is a predicted model, not a curated record. Lineage: Eukaryota; Fungi; Ascomycota; Dothideomycetes; Mycosphaerellales; Dissoconiaceae.